UCGCAUCUGUGCUCGCGGCCGUUUUGCAUUUAAUAAAACUGAAACUUGACGACUUAUUUCAGGCACGUGCGUCAGUAAUCACCAAGUAACGAAGCCCAUAUGGUGAAUUACGUGCAGUGUGCGUAUAAACGACUGGAACUGCCCAGGCUCUGCAGCUGCUGGAGUAACGUCCACUGCUAUUGGUCAUCGUAGCAUUAGCAGCAUUAGCGGAUUAGCCCCUUGGCUUGUAUUCCUCUAUGUUUCUGUGUUGUGACAGUUAUGCUGCUUUGUGGUGCGUUUCGCCGUUUUUUUUUACCCCUUUGUAUGUGUGUGUGUGUGCUGGACAAAAGGUGAAAAAACCUUCCAGUGCCAAUUUCGUGUGCUCCGAAGACCAUUCCCCGCUUACAAGCCUGCGAGAGGACAACGGCGGGUCUGACAGAUGUUCAAUCUCAUAUGUACGGAAUCACCAGCUAAACGAACGCCCUUCCGAGUGCACAUCCCACGAGAAUCGCCCAUGUACACUUGCAAGUUUUGUCCCUACUCGAGCAAGGUGAAAGUGAACACGAUGGCCCACGAACGAACCCAUACGGGCGAAAGGCCUUUCAAGUGUCGCUUCUGCCACUAUGCCGCUGCCCUGAAGGCAAACGUGGUGGCGCACGAGAGAACUCACACGGGCGAGAGGCCCUUCAAGUGCCGCUUCUGCUCUUACGCCGCCGCGAUGAAGGACACCCUGAGGUUGCACGAGAGGAGACACACGGGGGAGAGGCCCUUCAACUGUACGCUCUGUCCUUACGCAGCCAUGAAGAAGCAGCACCUGACCAGUCACAUGGAACACAGACAUAAGAUGGUGGUCAAGAGGAAACGUUAGUGUGUUUGUGUGUCUUCUACACAGUACACGUGGCAUGUACUUAGUGUCAGCAUUAAACUGGGAAAUAAAACCGAAGGAAGAUGACGA
Ornithodoros turicata is the source of this 934-nucleotide messenger RNA. RefSeq names its product protein krueppel-like. Gene Ontology annotation, molecular function: RNA polymerase II transcription regulatory region sequence-specific DNA binding; DNA-binding transcription factor activity, RNA polymerase II-specific. Gene Ontology annotation, biological process: regulation of transcription by RNA polymerase II. The transcript is spliced from 3 exons. The record is from RefSeq and is a predicted model, not a curated record. Bases 419 to 847 code for a protein of 142 amino acids. Lineage: Eukaryota; Metazoa; Arthropoda; Arachnida; Ixodida; Argasidae.